Manacus vitellinus (golden-collared manakin) is the source of this 2635-nucleotide messenger RNA. RefSeq names its product leucine zipper tumor suppressor 2 (gene LZTS2). The transcript has 5 exons. The coding region runs from base 72 to 1691 and encodes 539 amino acids. Gene Ontology annotation, biological process: negative regulation of canonical Wnt signaling pathway. The record is from RefSeq and is a predicted model, not a curated record. NCBI's taxonomy places the organism in Eukaryota, Metazoa, Chordata, Aves, Passeriformes, Pipridae.
CAGCUCUAAUACCCUGUCUCCCUUGCCUGCAGGCUGCCUGUGUGCCCCUGCCUGCCGGGGGCCCCCCCGUCAUGGCCAUCGUGCAGACUCUGCCAGUGCCCCUUGAGGCUGCUGCUGAGGGAGCCACACAGCUCCGUGCCGCUGCCUGCUCGCCCCCUGCCACCAUGGGCAGUGUGGGCAGCCUCCUGCCCGUCCGGCCUCGCCAUGACCACACCAGCCAGCCCUGUGAUGGGGAUCCCUCCACCACCUUCUGCAAGCAGGAGGGGCUGCUCCAGGCCACUCCUGAGGAGCCCCGCGUGUCUGUGCCCAUCGUCACCCACUCCUAUGCCAACGGUGGCUUCUGUGGUGACUGGCUUGAUGCCUCCUCUCCUGCUAGCCCCUGCAGUGACUCAGAUGAGCUCCGUGAUGACCAAGCACCAAGUGAUCACCUUCGAGGGCCGCCCCCCAAGCUCAUCCCCGUCUCUGGCAAGCUGGAAGAGAAUGUGGAGAAAACCCUGAUCCGCCCCAUGGCCUUCAAGCCAGUGGUAUCCAAGCUUCGGAGUGCCCAGCCAGGCACGCGCCUGGGGCUCUCGGAGAGCCAGGUGAGCCUCACCCACUUGCUGGGUGUUGAAAAGCCUGGCUCUCUGAGCUGCCGUGCCAGCACCCUCUCAGACUCUGGGCGCAACUCCCUCUCCAGCCUGCCCACCUACAGCACGGGCUGCAGCCAGCACCCAGAGGUGGGUGCUCUGCCGACCACCCCCCAUGGCCCCCUUGAUCCACCGGUGGGCUGCCGCCCCUCCAACUCGGACAGCGGGCGCUCAUCCUCCAGCAAGAGCACAGGCUCGCUGAGCGGCCGAGGCCGGCCCUCCUCAGAGAGUGGCUCCUGCGGGCGCUCGCCUCUGCCUGGUGAGGAGGCCCUGCUGGUGCGGGAGCUGGAGGAAAAGCUACGGGAGAGGGAGGCCGAGCUGCGGCUCCUGCGUGACAGCCUGGACGAGAACGAGGUGGCCAUUUGCCAGGUGUAUGAGGAGAAGCAGCGUCGGUGUGAGCAGGAGCUGGAAGGGCUGCGGCAGCGCUGUGUGGCCCAGGCGCGGCAGGCAGCCCACGCGGCGCAGCGGGGGCAACAGGUCCUGCAGCUCCAGGUGCUGCAGCUGCAGCAGGAGAAGAAGCAGCUGCAGGAGGACUUGGCCCAGCUUCUGCAGGAGCGGGAGCUGCUGGAGCGGCGCUGCGCCUCCUUCCAGCGGGAGCGCACUGAGCUGGCACCCCGGCUGGAGGAGACCAAGUGGGAGGUGUGCCAGAAGUCGGGAGAGAUCUCUCUGCUGAAGCAGCAGCUGAAGGAGGCGCAGGCGGAGCUGGCACAGCGGGGGUGCCCCCCACCUGGCGAGGGAUGCCCCCCACCCGGCGAGGAGCCUCGGGGCAGUGCGGGGCUGCGGCGGCAGCUGGAGCGGCUGCGUGCGGAGGUGGCCCUGGAGCGGAGGCGUGGACAGGAGCAGCGGGAUGCCUUCGAGCAGGAACGUGGCACGUGGCAGGGUGAGAAAGAGCGGGUCAUCCGCUACCAGAAGCAGCUGCAAUACAGCUACAUCCAGAUGUACCGGCGCAACCGGCGGCUGGAGCAGCGGCUCCAGCAUCUCCGGCUUCAGGGCGAGGACCCUCUGCCCGAACCCUGUGAUCCCCCUGACCCACCCUUUGAGGAGAUCACGGCCACCGAGAUCUGAGAUGCUGCCUGCCUUCACCCCAUGUUUGGAGGGCUAGAGGGGCCUCCAGCCCCUGUGAUUUUGGGAGCUGUUGGGCUGUGGAGGGCCCCUGCUCUCCCCUCAGCUCUGUAGACUGCUGGCACUGUGAAGAGGCAGAGGGGACUGCAGGUGCUGUCCCCUCCCCAGCAUGGAGCUUUUGGGGUGAGGGUGCAUCAGUGCUCACUGCAGUGAGGGGUGCCCGUGAGAUGUGAGGUCAGAUGGGUGCUGAGUCCCGGCCUUGGGGCCGCCCGGAACUGGUUCCUGCUGAUCCUCUUAGUGCCUGGGGAUUAGUGGCGCUGGCUUCAGCCAGGGUCACCUUGGGUAGGGGGAGGGCUGGCUUGUCCCCUCCCUCUCAUCCCUGCUGGCACUGUCACCCAGUCACUUGGCAUGUGCCCUGUCCUUGCCCAUGCCAGCCUCCUUCAUGCCCCUCUGUGUGUUUGUCAGGGAAUUCGUUUCUGUGCCAUUUUAAAUAACUCUAUUUUUAUAGGACCUACCAAAACAUAUCACCCUCUCCCAGCUCACACUCCACCAGUCUGUGCCCCCUCACCCCUGCCACGGGGCAGUUUGCCCUCAGUGCCUUUCCCAUGCCCUUGCCCCCAGAAGCCCUCUGUUUCCUGCCCCCCCAAAAGAGCCCAUGCCCCUGUGAUGCCCAGCCUGCCAGGGGAGAGAGGUGCAAUGUUGCGUGUGCCAGCUGGGGACACUCUGGGGACACCCUCGGGGUGGGCAGAGGGGGGGAGCCCAGCUGGGCACCGAGCAGGGAUCAAACCAAAGGAAAAGUCUGUCUGUGCCCCGCUGUGGCUUGGUCACCCCUGGCUCCAGGGGGGGAUUUUUGUACUUUAUUCUAGUCGUGUCUCGUUCCCAGAGCCUGGCUCGCCCAUGUACCACCCAGAAACGGCGAUUAAAAAACAAGCCCCUGGCUGUGUUUU